Cercocebus atys (sooty mangabey) is the source of this 2387-nucleotide messenger RNA. Its product is annotated as histone H2B type 1-N. The transcript is spliced from 3 exons. The record is from RefSeq and is a predicted model, not a curated record. The coding region runs from base 901 to 1281 and encodes 126 amino acids. Gene Ontology annotation, cellular component: nucleosome. NCBI's taxonomy places the organism in Eukaryota, Metazoa, Chordata, Mammalia, Primates, Cercopithecidae. Gene Ontology annotation, molecular function: protein heterodimerization activity; DNA binding; structural constituent of chromatin.
CAAUGUGGUGUAAAAGCCCUUUGGUUUUGCUUCAUCUCUAUACAGCAUUUCAGUGCCAUUGCAAGAUGACUCGACAUCGGAUAAAACUGUGGAACACAGCUCUACUUGGUGAAAAAGUAGGUGGCUCUGAAAAGAACCUUUUUGGUUUGGACCGAGGUAUGAGUAAUGCACUACUCCAGACCCACUACUUGCUCUUGGCCUUGUGGUGGCUCUCAGUUUUCUUAGGCAGCAGCACGGCCUGGAUGUUGGGCAGAACACCACCCUGGGCGAUGGUCACUUUACCAAGCAGCUUGUUGAGCUCCUCGUCGUUGCGGAUGGCCAGCUGCAGGUGGCGCGGGAUGAUGCGGGUUUUCUUGUUGUCUCGGGCCGCGUUCCCAGCCAGCUCCAGGAUCUCGGCGGUCAGGUACUCCAGCACCGCCGCCAGGUACACAGGCGCGCCGGCACCUACCCGCUCGGCAUAGUUGCCCUUGCGGAGCAGUCGGUGCACUCGGCCCACGGGGAACUGAAGACCCGCCCUAGAAGAGCGGGUCUUAGCUUUGGCGCGAGUUUUGCCGCCCUGCUUGCCACGUCCCGACAUGACAAAUAUACUCAAUCAGCAGCGUGCCUGAGACUGACGCAAUACUAAGGCUCGGCUACUUAUAGUCAAUACAUGCACGAAAACUAAGCUAUGCUAUUGGCUAACAUUACAGUUUCGCUUUAACCAAUGGGAUUGCGGUUUUGAAAAACACUUAUUUUGAUUGGACAAAGUUAAUAUACGUUUCCAGGACUCACCACUAGUUAAACGCACACCUUCAUUGUCUGCUCCAUUUGCGUUAAGAAGCAGGGAAUAAGCGUUAGGUAGACAGUGCUACCGACUUUCUUCCCUUUUUUUCUCUAAUUUUCUGGCAGUUACUACCAGCCAUGCCUGAACCCUCAAAGUCUGCUCCCGCCCCAAAGAAAGGCUCCAAGAAGGCGGUGACAAAGGCCCAGAAGAAGGACGGCAAGAAGCGCAAGCGCAGCCGCAAGGAGAGCUACUCCGUGUACGUGUACAAGGUUCUGAAGCAGGUCCACCCCGACACCGGCAUCUCGUCCAAGGCCAUGGGAAUCAUGAAUUCCUUCGUCAAUGACAUCUUCGAGCGCAUCGCGGGUGAGGCUUCCCGCCUGGCGCAUUACAACAAGCGCUCGACCAUCACCUCCAGGGAGAUCCAGACGGCUGUGCGCCUGCUUCUCCCCGGGGAGCUGGCCAAGCACGCGGUGUCGGAGGGCACCAAGGCCGUCACCAAGUACACCAGCUCCAAGUGAGCCCGCCCACCGCGGAACGUUCGGUCAGUCUCGGCCCACACCCCAAAGGCUCUUUUCAGAGCCACUCAGUCUUCCCAAAGAGAGCUGGCACUCACUUUUCUUACAGCAGAUAUUUGUUACUCGUUACAAAGAAGAUUUACAAGAUUCCUUGCUUUAUCCUUGUUAGAAACUAAUUUUGGCUCAAGCCUCUAAUCCCAGCACUCUGGGGAGCCGAGGCGGGUGGAUCACGUGAGGUUAGGAGUUCAAGAUGAGCCUGGCCAACAUGGUGAAACCCCGUCUCUACUAAAAAUACAAAAAAAUUAGCUGGGCGUGCUGGCGGACGCCUGUAAUCUCAGCUACUCGGGAAGCUGAGGCAGGAGAAUCGCUUGAACCCGGGAGACUGAGGUUGCAGUGAGCCGAGAUCGGGCCAUUGCACUCCAGCCUGGGCAAUAAGAGCGAAACUCUGUCUCAAAAAAGAAAGAAAAAAUUAAUUAGCACUGCAGUGUACUGCAUGUUGCAGCAACGCUUGAGACAAUUUUUUAUCUGAAGAAGGAUCAGGUUUAUCAUCAGACAAACCUAGUAAAGGGAAAAUUCAAUUCCUGUUGACCACAAAUAAAAUACAAUAUUUAAGUGUCAACUGGUAAAAUAUCCAUAGUGUUUCCGGCGCUCUGUCCCUAAACUUCAUGUGUACUUUAGUAAUGAAGCAGUUGGCACACACAGAAACGUACAAAUCGACUAAACUUGUUUGUUUUGAGAGUGGUGCUGUUUCUCCUCCCUUGUUCCCAGUUUGAGUUUGCUAAAUAUUAAGAUAGAAAGGCAGCAGAAAAAAGUUUGAACCCAGUUUACAGCAUAGUACACGUCAAUCGGGCCGAGUUGAUGUCGAUGGCCAAUCCCGACGCUGCGCGGGCAGUUUGUAACUUGACCACCGUUUUCUCUGGAGAAGAAAAAGAAGACUCACGGAGGACAUUAAGAAGGUGGAUGGAUUCCGAAAGCUCAAGAUUUUGGCUAAAAUUAAGAGUCAGCAACCAAUCUCCAGAUGACAUUUAUAUUGCAAGAGAUUGAAUGCAGAAACAAGAAUUCAGCUGUCUUUUAUUAAACAAGACAGAGAGAUUUGCAAAAAUGUAAAA